ACUUCACCAGCGGACGUCGCGGAUGGAAGAGGUACUUGCGUCGAGGCGAGCCCGAUCGGUCGUUUUUCGUUGCCGACGGCGAGCAAGAUAAUGGUCGCCUCGACGCACAAUCAUGGUGAAUUAGCUCUAAAUCAACAACAGCAGCUUCACUACCAAGAUAAACAUCACAGUUACUACACCAUAAACAGUAACUAUAGUAACAAUAUUAGUAAUAGUAAUAACAAUUCUUAUUCAAACCAAAACCAUCAUCAGACUACUGUGUGUCGAAGUCAAUCAGCCCAGGACAAGCGCAGCCGGCUGUCUAACGUGAUAAACAAUUUGAAGAGGAAAGUACCUGAAUCAGCAGCCACCGGUGACUCAAAGAGCAAAACUCCUAAAGACAGUGAAGACCGCGACAGCGUCGAGAGAAAUCUCGAGACCCUAGAAAAAUACGUUAUGACUGUAUUAAAUGGAGUCAUCAAGGACGCGGAAACGGAGGGUCAACCUGGCAGCGGCGGAAUAAACCGAGUGAUUGACACCGAAGACUCCGCGAGGUUUAAAGCCCCUGUUGACACUCAUAAAGACCAGCCGAGAGAAAGAAUAAGUGCUGAUGAAGGCGGCCAAAGUGUUGUCGAGCCUGCCGUCCCAGAUGUUGAUCAGCAAGACAAAAAUGAUUUGUCUUUAUCCGGGACAAAAGAGGCGCAGAAAACUCCGACGGAGCAAAAAGAAGUUGAUACGAUCUCGAUAAACAGCGAAGGCAAUGAAGUAUCUGCUAAAGCCAAAGAUUUAAUAGUAUCGCCUUUGCCGUCUUCUUCCUCGUUGAAUUUUAGUGCAGAUGUUGCUGUUACUAAAACUAAGACUAAGACUAAGACCCUGGAUGUCAUUGACCAGGGCUCAGAUAGGCCAGAAACGAACGAGCAGCUAACAGGUGGUAAAUUUUGCAGCAAAUCAAACUUAGCACCUAGCGAGGACAUCGGGACAGUGUGUCGCGAUUUGCUGAAUGAUUUGCUGAGUGACAUAGUUCAGAAUGAUUCUCCUGAUAAUCCUGCGAAAUCCGUAGGGUUGUUUGGUCUUCACUGCAGUUUGCCGCUGGAAAAAGUAGCGCCUGUUUUAAAACUAUGCGAGUCUGAAUACACAGCUUCAUUGCAACUAUCUCCAAAGUUUUCUUCUUCUUCUUCAUCUUUAUCAUCAUCUUUUUCUUCUUCAACUUCAACGCCAAAACUAACGCCGUCGUCAUCUCCAACGUCAUCAAUUUCAAAGUCCAACUCCCCCGACGUUAAAUCGCCGCCAGUGAAACAUUUGUGCCUCUACUGCAACCGUACAUUUUCAUCAAUUUCGCUUCAACAACGUCACACAGAGCGAUUUCAUCAGCUUAAAGGGGAAAGACGCAGCGAGAGAAGUACUCGCAAGAGCGGUUCAAACUGCCUAUACUGCACCGAAAAACCUUUUAGUGUUCCUGGUGCAGAUACCUUGACGGAAUUGUUCGUCCACAUGGUUUUUCGCCAUCCAAACAAGUAUCAUGCUUGUCACUAUUGCUGCACCAGAUAUCUGAACCCCGAAGCUUUGAAAAUUCACUUUUUUAAUGUUCACAAGACUUCUAAAAUAAGUAAUACUGAAAUACACGAAGAGGAAUUGGAUGACGAAUUUUUUGAGAUUAUUCGUGUUAUCAUUGAUAAAUUACAGGGCAAUUCGCCUUCUCUAUCACAACUUCAACUCCUAUUUCAACUUAAACCUCAACAUCGACUUCAACCUCAAUCUCAACCUCAACCUCAACCUAAACCUCAACCUCAACCUACUACUUCCCAAUCUCAGUCUCCAUUACAGCAUCACCAAACGUUCCAUGAACCCGUCAGUCAAAUCCAGUGUCCCAUCGAUAUUUCUUUAACUGCAGCCACGCCUGUCGAUAGUAAAGAGUGCCCAGCAACCGACAAGUCUGAAAAUUCUAGCAAGUAUGCACAGAAACCCUGUAAAACUAGUUGGUUACACCCACGACGGGUAUCUUUUGAAAAGUACAAUUUCCCUCGGAAGUACGACGGAAAGGAACAGUGGAGUUAUUCGAUAAAGGACCUGAGCAAGUUCGACAUAUACACCCAGCUGACCUUAAGGAAGAAGCAGCAGAUAAUUGAGGAAAAAAGUUUGCAGAAUAGAUUGUCUAAUAGUUCUUCUCUAGAUAGGCAGACUGAUUUGAAGGAGAAGCCGAUGAUUGAGUCCACCGAUCUGGAUAAGGCGACACGCUUCGCUGAAGAUAAACCAGUAUCAGUAUCUGAUGCAUCAACUAUUGAUAGCAUCCCUAUUGAUACUAGUCCGGAUACUGGAUCAGUUACUGGAAGCGAUUUGCAUUCGGUUGCUAACAAUACGGAUAAUAAAAAAUCAAAUUCAGAUGCUACUGAGUUUUCUCAUGAGUUCAGUAGUUUUAUGAGAUUGAAGCGGUGGGACAAGUGUCCAGCUCCAGAGCCGGCCAAGAAAGAUGAAAUAGUGUAUGCAGAGCUCACGGGUGAAUGGUCAAAACCAAGGGUUUAUGUAUGCGGGGCUUGCUUUUCAAGAUACUUGACUUUAAAGGAGAUAGAAGAGCACAAAAUCCUCGCCCAUCCUCAUGUCUGGUGCUCCCACUUCGAGUUUUCUGGGGACCAGCGCGAGCUUUACAAGCAUUUGUUCUUACCUGGGCACAAUCUUUCUAAUUUGUCGAUUACUUCUUUGAAAGCCAAAGGAGCCGAGGAAAAAGUUUGCACCAAGUGCUCGAAACUCUGCUCAACUAUUGCGGAGCUUCAUAGACAUAUGCUGGAGUGCGGAGGGGACCAAUCCUGGUUGUCAGGGCUUUUUGGAAACGGAAGGAAAAAAGGCAAGUGGCGGCCCUUCGGAAGUAGAAGCCGGAGGCGAAGGCAACGGGGGAUGAAGAGAAAUAUACAGAAUUCCCAGACGACGAGGGUCAAUCAGCCCAGGGAGAAACAGCCCAGCGGACCGCGAGUUCGUCCGAGUGAUCAUGAGAGUAUCCAGAAAAUGUUGGCAAAUUUGCCACCCAAGCGAUCAACCCGCAGAGACGUACAGGAAACAGUCGAAGGACCACGAAAAGUACAGACAAGAUCGAAGCUCUCAGCUGAAUCAUCACGUCUAUCGAGCAAGACAAUGUUGCGAAACAAACUGCUGAAGAACGCAAAAUUAUUUCAACGUAAGCGUUGUCGCGGUGAUAAUAUUACCGCGGCGAUAGAGAGUGUUAUAAGUAAUUACAAGCCGACAGAUGCUGUAACCAAUCACCCUGAUAGUAAUAGUGAUAAUCAUAACAAAAAGUAUGAUAAUGACGGCGUGAAUGGUAGCAGCAGGUCCAGCGUUACCGGAUCUAAAGAAUUAAAAGAUACGGAAAAGUUGGAAAGUUCAACAGAGUAUCGUCGUACAUCCGUGGCUGGUAAAGUCGACAAGAAUUCCAAAUUAAAUAAUCGAUCGACCCAACGAGUAAGAGUCGUCAGCAAAAAGAAUAACGUUAAAAUGAAUUCAAGGCGUACAAAUUCGAGUAGUAUUAAAUCAACCGCCGCCUCGUCAAAUAUUAACAAGCAUCAGCAGCAAAUACAGACGGCUAAUCAAACAAACAAGAUUAAAGGUACAUUAAAAAGAUCCAAUGUUAAAACUACUGGCAACUCUUUGUUGACUCUUAAAAAUAGCAACAUCAAAUUACGCAAGCGAAAAACUGAAACCGCUGAAAAUUCAACUCCGUCAUCCGCAUCGACUAAAGCCAAAUCCCAGGUACGAAACCCAGAUGGUAAAUUUACUCGUACCUCUCCGCAAGGUGCAUCAUCUCGAGGAUCCUUUAGUGCAGAAGUUAUUUCGGAAAGUGCCGAUCGGGUGAAGCCCAAUGACUCCAGUUCAUCUCUUGUUACUCGAUCACGAGUAAAAACUAUUGCCGAUAACAGUAACAAACAACAGGGAGCUUAUACUGGCAAUGAAGAGUUGGGAAAAAGAGUUACAAGAUUGUCUUCCGACGACAAAAUGCCUACGCUGGAAGCCGACGGGCUGACGACUGUCGCCGCUACAGAAGUUCCUGAAAAAUCGACUGAUCUUCCAAUUUUAUCUCCGAUAAUUGAGUCGACUGGUCAACGCAAUCCACGUGCUAAAAAGCUCGGCUUUAAGUCGAAAAAUAGUAAAAGUGGAUUGCGGGAUGUUAUUAAGGACAAAGAUGAUGCGCUUAUAAAGAAACCGGGUGGUAGUUCUUUGGAAGAAACCAAGUUAACUGAAGACAACUCGGCUGACGUUAAGAAGAACUCAAAGGUUCCCGAUAAAAAAACUAAUGUAAACAGAGUUGAGUCGCGUAAAACGCGACAGGAACGUCGGGCGGGUUCAUUAGAAGAGCUUUCUAAUUUGCAAGAAGUUCCGCUGGAAGUUAAAAAACUUCUUGGUCCAACAGACGAUCUUUUUAGUCAGAUUGGUAUCGCUUCGCAGCCGGUUAAAGUUUUGACAGGUCGCGGUCGUGGUCGUGGUCGCGGUCGCGGUCGCCGUCGCCGUGGCCUUCAUCGUUUUAACGUGACUCAGAUUAGCAGCCGAGUAAUAACUCGUCAGAAUAAAAAUGAGGAGAGUGGCAAAAAUUGUGAGGAGCUAGUAGAUUUACCGAGCGAAGAUUUAACUGAUAACAAGAGUGCAACUAAAAAAGUUACGCUGAGUGAAAAGAAGAGUUGCGGUCAAGUAGAUAACAAUAGGAUAAAUUCUUCAGAAGAUACAAAUGAUAAAGUAGACGUUGAUGAUAAUAAUGAUGAUAAUGAUAAGCCGGCAUAUACGAUUGCGGUUACGAUUACUAAUAAUGAGAACAACUUACCAAAAAUAGAAUCGGCAAUCGGAAGAAGCUUAAGACCAAGAAAAUCGUCAAUUGAGGUAGAGUUAAGUUCAAUUAAAGCAUUUGAGUCAACCGCAGUCGGUUCACCGACGACAAUAGUCCCGGAGAAGAGAGUUAAUAAUAGCGACAAGGAGCCAGACAAUGAAGAUGAAGUAGGAGUAGCGGAACAACACGAAGGAGAACGAGAAAAAGAUGAAAAAUUUGCAGAGGAGGUUGGUAGUACUGCUGAUGAUAGUAAGAACGAGGAUGACUAUGAUGAAGACUACGAAGACAAUGAGCCUGAGGAGAUGAAGAAACUUGUGACGGCUGAUUUAGUGAGUCUAAGUUUCGAGCACCUUCAGCAAGAGUCGAGCAACUCCAACAUUGACAGUGGGAAAGAAAAUUCCUCGGAGACGGCUGUCAACGUUUCAAAGCCAAGAGUAUCAAGGCCUAAAAAAUCACGGGGCUUAAAACGUGAUCGCAUUGUCAAACGCACGUUAAAUAAUGUGAUUGGAAUUCUCACUGAAGGCGUUAAUAUUCCAGUUGAAGUUCAGCAGAGUGUUGUACUUACUGUCCAAACCUCCGUUGAUAAUAAUAUUAAUUUGAAUAAUAGUACCGGUAAUAACAAUAAUAACAGUGCUAAUACCAUUGGAAAUAACAAUUCAAACCCUGCCGCUAGUAGUAGUUCUAAUAGCAGCAAUAGUGCGCUGACUAUUCAAAAUAAUCGAACAGAAUUAGGUGAUGAUAAUAAUAAUCCUCCAGAUAAUGCCAAUGGCGUAGUGUCUAAUAGCACUGCUAAUGAAAGUAUCAUCGAUGAAGCUCGUGAUAUGAUUGAAUGUUCAGCUAAUGAUGGCAAGGAUGAAACAGCGAGCCAAGAAAUCCAACGGCACAUUAGUAGCUCUGAUAACAAUACGGUUUUGAAAGCCGAAAAUGUAAUUCCAAAAUCCAGUACAGCGACAGUAUCGACCACUGUUAAUGUUGAGCCGACGAAUGAUAUCAUUUUGGAUCUAUCAAGACGCAAGCCCAAGGGUAAGGGUUCUUUUUUAGAGAAAAUAGUUUCCAAGAUAGCGAAGAAAAAAGACGCAUUGCUCGAGGGUGAAGUUGGUUCAUUGCUCGAUCAUGCGGCUGAUGAGCUUAGUAUUAUUUUAGAUGAAGUUGGCCCUACUUUUGAGGCUAAUGAUCCGAAAACUAGUGCUACAACUUCAACUACAAAUACAAAUUCAACUAAUACCACAACUAUGGCUACUAGUUUAACCCCGGAAAGUACUUCAGGCACGAGUACGUCAGUUAAAUUGGAAGUUGAAAAAAGUGAUAAAGAGGGAGAAGAAAAAUGCUUACGUGUUACAUCUGAGGGUGAUAAAAGUUUAAUUGAUACGGCAGCUGGUAAUGAACAAGUUAAAUUUAUGGAAAAGGAGCCGAAGAAUAAGAAGCAAGAAGAAGAAGAGUCACCGGUGAUACUGGAGGUAGGGAAGCAGAAGACGGAAGAUAGUUUAAUUAUUCGUGAAACUUUACCUCAAGAAUCUCUGAAUGGCACUGUUUUAGAAUCAAUUACGAGUAAUGAUACACUGGGUAGCGAUACUUUAAAGUCAGAUCAGGUGGUAAUUGGUAAUUCCAAACGUAAUAAGAAAAAGCGCUCACUGGAGAUUGCUGAAACUAAAAACAAACGCAAAUCGGUGGAAGAAGAUGAAAUUGAGUGCAACCGUAUCGAAGAAGAUUUGUGCUUGGCAGAUAUUAUGAAGUUAAUAAAUAAUGCUAAGCGUGAAUCUUCUUGUGAGGUCCCCAAUGAAAUUGAUGAAGAAAUACGCCCUGGUAAGAGAAAAAGUAUCGAUUAUAAAAUAAAGGGUAACGAUAAUGAUGAACGGCAGGGAAAAGUUUUGAGUAAGGGAGAUGAAAGUUCGGAAAAAAGUGAGCUUAUUAAUGCUAACAAAAAGACUAAGCUCUGUGAUGAAGAGAAGGAUGCCAAAAUAAUGGGUGAUGGUGAGAAUAUUAAAGCGGGUUGUGAUAUAAAUAAUUUACAAGUUCAACAGCUAGAGAAGGUAGAGGAUAAAAUUAUUAUUGACAGUCCUAAAGUUUGUGAUUCAACGGUAAAGUCAAGUCCCAAACGUAAAACUAAGUCCAAAGAUUUUAUUAGCGAUAAUAAAUUUAAUUGUGAACAAGUUGCAUUUAAAGACUCUGUACAUAAAUUAAGUGACACGUCGAUUACUGAAACUACUUGUACUUCUACUUCCUCUUAUACUUCUACUUCUAAUUCUAUUUCCAAUUCUUCCUCGGCUUCUAUAUCUACCGAUAUAAAUAAUUCAAAUAAAGUUGAAAGUUCAACCGAUAUUUCAUCAAGAAUUGAUGAGACUAUCUUAUACGUUAGCAAAGCGGAAGAUAUUAAAAUAGAUGAGACCCCAGUAGCCGUUAAAUCGAAAAAAAAACGUGGCAGAAAAAAGUUAUUAACGAAAGAACACUUGCAGUUACCCGAAGAUCAAUCUACUGAAGAUAUUAAUACCUCUGUUUUUAAGCAACCAAACCAAGCAGAAUCUUCAGUUUCAGAAGAGUCGUUUAAAAUUCCUGAAGAAAUUUCGCAAGCCAAAACUCGCUCAAAGAAGAAAUUACUUAAUGAGUCGUCAGAAGAUAAAACAGUCACUCCAAAUUCGCGUAAAAAGUCCAAAGAACGCCGUGAAGAGUCUGGAUCUGACUCAGGAAAUCAGGAAAAAUUGACUCCCGAACCGCGACCACGGGGCCGAAGACCCAGAAGGAAACCCAGCGAUGCCGAUGUGACGUUCCAAAUUACCCCGGCAAAAGAUUCUAAACCGAAUGAUGAGCCAGAGAAUGCAAAUGAUACUCUUAUUGAACGACGCAAGACUCUGAAAAGAAAAGCGAAGGAAAAUGUAUUCUUGAUCGAAGAUUUGCUUGAUUUUGGUGAUGAUCUGGACAGUGACUCUGAGUCUGUAGUUAGGAUUAAAGAUAAAAUUCCUGAGAAUGAAAGUAAUUUGGAGGUCAGUAAGGUGUCGGAUAAAGUUGAAGUUGGGGAAGAAAACAAUUCAGAAGAAGUUGUUGGUAAGCCUGAUGCUAAAAUUGUGUCUCAGCCUGAAGACAAUCAGAUUCCAAAGGCAGAAGUGGAGGCGAAUAGCGGUGAAGAAAAGGCGACUGUUGAAAAUCAAGUUGAGGAUAGUUUGAAUCCAAAGAAACGUAUCACGGGUAAUUUUGCAGUGGUUCAUACCAAAUCUGGAGAAAUUCUUAUUGUGGAGAAGAAGAAAAAAUUCACAAAAGAAGCUGCUAGAUUUUUCUGCGACAUUUGUGCAACUAGCUUCACGCGAAAGAGCUCUUUGAAGAAACAUAAUCUUUCGCAGUCGCAUUUGAUACAAGUAAGCAAAAUUGGAGGCAUUGAUCAAGACAAUAGUGUUAAUCAACAGCCAGAGGAAUCGAUGUCUCAUGACGACGCCACAGUCUCCUCUAUCGAUCGUAGCGAAAUACUAGCUGCGAGUUGUGAAGCUCCGGCUUUGAUUUCUACUCAAAGUUCGGCUGCGCAGGAAACUAAAGAUAAGGAUGAAGAGGCGGAAAAAAUAUGUAAUACCGAUGGGGUGCAAAAGGGUGAUAAACUUGAGGAAUCGUUACCCGAAAAAUCGAUACCUUUGGGUGAAGCUAAAAAGGAUUUGGCCGAAAGUAAUAUUCAAGAUACCGGUGAAGUGAAUCCUCAAUUACAAACGACAGAUCCCGAGGACGAGCUGCUGGAUGAAGAGAUUUCGAAAAUAACUGAAAACAUGACUCACGAUGAGUACGUGCUGACAGAUCAAAUAAGUCCACUGCCAGACGGGACUUCAACGCCUUUGAAACAGCCCGGAGACUCGCUCUCAGAUGUCCAGCGAAAAAUAAAUCUCGCGGAUGAGCAUUUGGAUUUGGAUUCCCCGCCUCUGGCUGAUAAAAUAAAAAAUCAGAAACAGUCAGCCGGCUUGAAUUCGGUGUUUAAUAAUGUAAUUAAUAAUUUAACAGAUAAACAGUCGUUUAAUAAUAAAUUUGAGGACAAUAAUGUUGACUGUAAUUUAAUUACGGGACAAAAUAACAGCAAUGAAUUAUUAAGUAAAGUUAAUUUAUUGUCUUCAACUGUACUGACAUCUUCUCAGUUGUUGAUGAGCGACUCAAAAAUAAGCUUAGACUUUUCAAAUAUCACCGAGAAAUUAAAGAGCAAUGAGUUUAUUAAAAAUAAUAAAAAUUCAACUCUGAUUGAAUUCGAUAGCGAUGAAGAUUCACGUAAAAGUGUAUCACGUGACAUACAAAAAUUAUUGAACGCGGAACAAUCAAAUUUUGAUGGUGAGGACGAGGACAAUCAAGUUGAUAAAAAUUUAUCUCGAGAUACUUUAAAUAAAAGUGAGGACGUGACUGAAAAGUGGAAGAGGGUGGAAAAUAAAGAAGAAAUAGAGAAAGAAAUGGAUAAGGAAGAGGAAAGAGAAAAGGAGUUGGAAAUUGAAAUAAGUAAAAAUAUUGUUGAUGAUACUGUUAAAGAUAUCAGUUUGGAUUUGAAUAUUAAACUGUCAAAAUCGCGGACGAAGAAAAGUCGGAGCAAUAAAAAAAAGAAAUUCACAGAAGGCAGCAAUAACAGUAGCAGCGGUAGCGAGUAUGACACCGAUAAAAAAGAUAUUGCAGGACAAAAUAAAAGUAAAAUAGUAAAAAGUGUCUUCGGUAGGGCGUUUACUGCCAGUGAGAAGGCCGACAAAGUUAAAGAAGUUCUUGAUGACUGGGUUUCCAAGUCAGACAGCGACUCCCACGAUGACCAGAGCAACUGGCGCAACUGGAAGUCUGAUAGUAAGAAAAGUCGGACAGAUAAAUCUGCCGGAAAGAUUAAAAAUGGGCCGAGUAAAAAGAUUGAUCCGUCGGUUCCGGCGGCUGUUGCCGGGUUGGAAGGCAAAUCCACGUCGUCAUUAGCCUCUGAUCUUCCCCAGAAUGAGUUUUCGAAUUCUAGGUGUCGGCAGAGCAAGAAACGGGCUGAAGAACGGAUCUCCAGGGCGUUCGAGGAAGAAUCAAUACCUUAUGAAUUGGCGUAUGAAAUUAGCAAGCAGGCCAAUAAUUCCUGCAAAACUUUAAAAGACAAAGAAAGGGAGAAGGAUAAUAAAGAUUGUAAAAAUGUUUAUGACUUUGUUGACGAGUCAAUAAAGUCUCCCGAUAAAUUAAAUCUUAAACUAAAUUUAAAUCUAAGUAUUAAUAAUAAGAGUAAAGACGAGUUGUUUACAAAUAAAUUAUUAAAUGUCGAUAAAGUUGGUGAUAAAAGUGAUGAUUUAACGUCGAUAAAUAAUGAAGGUAGCUUAAAGGAUUUAAAUAAUGACAAUAUUAUAAAUAAACCUGAUGAAUUUUUGUUCCACGAUACUAAUUCAUUGGAAUCGAUUCAUACGCGAGUACCGAGUUGCCCGCGCGAGCGUUCUUCCACCCCAGAUAUGGUGUCACUCACAACACGUGACUCGGAAAAUGAUAUUGAAGCCCCUACUGAUAAUGAUAAUGAUAAUUAUAAUUAUAAUUAUAAUGAUAAUGAUAAUAAUGACAAUGAUGAUGAUAAUAACGAAGAAGAAGAAGAAGAAGAAAAUAUUGUCUGUGGCCGUCUGUCACCUUCUUACGCGAGUAAUUUGCCCGAUAGCUCCCAAGACAGCGCAACAACAAAUAGCAAUGAUGAUAAAAGUGUUAAAGACAAUGAAGAUGAAGAUAACGACAAUUACAAUGAUAAUGAUAAUGAAAACGAUGAUGAGGAAAGUAUUAAAAUAAACAGACGGUGUUCAAGCGAGUUUUCUGGGGAGAAAAUAAUAAUUCGGUCAACCUCCAAUGAGGAAAGUAGAUCGGGUGUGGUCACUAUUGCACCAACCGACGCUAUUGAAGACAACGCGCUGGAUGUUCCACCUCUGGAGACUCAGGAACUCGGUGAAAAAUCCUCCAGAGAGGGAAAAGUCCUGAAUUUUGAUGAGGAAUUAUUUGUCGAAUGCUGCUCGAGAUUGAAAGCCACCACGGAAAAUGAGCUGAGAGGCGCCAAAAAAAUUAAAUUAGACCACACGGACAAUUACGGCAGGGAUGAACACCGGGAUAGUAGAAACCGCGCGCCUUGGAAAGAUAUUGAGAGCCAGAAUAGUCUGGGUAGUCUUCUCGAGUCUGUUAACCAGUUACUUGGUGAGGAGAUGUACAAUAAUCGCACAAACGAUUAUCAAAAGCGUAGCAGAAGUUUGCGCAGCAGCGAGAGACUCAGCCCAGUCUCAGAAGUUCAAACAGACUUUAUACGACCGGAAAAUCUCAGUUAUGAAGACAGCUUGGACGUUGCUUUUGAGCACAACAACAAACUGAGGGAUAAAAUACAGCAGCGAAUGCGGGAAAGUGAAAACUUAAUUGCCACUACUUUUUCUCACAAAAACGAUUUUAGUUAUAAUAGUAAUGAUGAUCGUCGACAUCACCAUCACCACCAUCACCGCAAUCAUCACCAUCGACACAAUCAUCAUCGAAAAGAUAAAAGUUACGACAAUUCCAAUAACUCUGAGUCUUUUAUUGACGGAAACGAUAAUAGUAACGCUAAAUCCAUCACCGGAGAAUCUUUGGCUAUUAAAAAUAAAAUCGAAUCUAAUUUUGAUGGCUUAUUGGACAAAGCUUUUCAUAAUGGUUCGACUCCGAUGAACGUAUUGGCAGAAUUAGCAUGCGCACAAGUACCAACAUCAACAAUAUCAGAUGUUAAAGUAAACCGAGAGAAAUUAUCCAAGAUAAAAAGUUUAUCGCCGUCAAAUGAUAACGAUUGGACAACUUUACAAAGUAAUGAUAAACUUGGAAAAGAUCAACUAAAGAAAAGUCAAAGGAGCACAAUUAAAGAACUUUUUGAACGGAAAAAUGAACUUAAUGAAAAGAAGCAUCAUCAUCAUUAUCAUCACCAUCACCAUCACCAUCAUCAAGAAAAAUCGAGUCAUUCUAAUUUACAAGCCAACUCGUUUGGAUUUAAACAGCAUAAUAAAACCAGAAAGAUAAAACGUCUAGAGGACGAGUAUCAUCCAUUAAUUCGUAAAAGUCCCUUUGGUAUCGGGAUGCAAGAGCGCAAGAAACGACGCGGAGAUAAAAAACGUGGCGAUAUACAGAACAAAGUUAAAGACAUUUAUGAGUUUGACGACGAGGAAAGUCAAACUGAGUCGAGUUUUAAUUCAACUUUACCGCUUUACAGAAAUAGAACUGAGAAAGAAAAACAUCAAGAAAUAAAUUUCGUUAAAACUAAAGAGAUUAACAUCGGAGAUCUGGUGUCCAAGACCGUCACCAAAUCACUGGACGCUGACAAGCCAUCUAGUUUCGAUGAAUUACUCGAUAAUAUGGUUAAUAUAAAGGAAAACAAGUAUAAAGAAAUAGAAUCGUCUAUUCUCAAAACAAAGGGUGCUUUGAAAUCGUUUAAUCUCGAAGAAAAACAACAGCAGAAGCAACAGCAAUCUGUCACCGGGCCUAUGGACAACUUCGUGGAACGUAAGCGAUCAAAACGAACUAGUGAGUCAACAGCGAAACACAAGUCAAAAAAACGAAGUAAAAAUUCAAAGAAACGAUCACGUAAUGCCUGGUAUGAGGAUGACAGCUCUGAUGAAUUCGUGACCGCGAUAAAAACUGCCGAUAUUGGGGUUGGAAUAUCUAAAAGCCAAAGAACGUGCUCUAAAGGCAAGCAAAAUUUGUUCGCCGAGAUGUCUACUUCCUCAGACAGUGAGUUCGAGGGCAAAGAUGCCCUCAAAACUCUGUUCCAAAAUGAGCUGCCGGAUGGACGAGCUUCUCCCAAGCCUGACGAGGAGUUUAACAAGUCUAAUGAAGAAGCUGAGGGUGAUUGGAUUAAUGCCGGAAACUCACCGGCAGAGAGCAGACAUGAGUUUGAUAGCAAAAAGAAUGUUUCUGAGUCAGAUAUGUCCGAUCGCCCGCUGAUUAUCGAUGAGCGGAAGGAAAGCGAACACGAUGAUAUCAGUGUUAAUGGCAAUGAUGUUGAUGAGGUUAAUAUACAUAAUCAUAAUGAUAAUGAUGAUGAUGAUGAUGAUGAUGAUGAUGAUGAUGAUGGUGAUGAAACAGACAAUCGGUCAGAGCCAGCUUUUGAAUUAGAUGAUUUAUACCGUGAAGAUAGUUCCGUUAUCGCUUCUGAUUCAGAUGAUAAUGACAAUGACAACAAAGAUGAUAAAAAUGGUAACAUUGAAAAAAAUGAUUUUAAUGAUGAUAAUGAAAAAGAAAAAGAUGAAUUGAUUCCGUUAGAAACAGCUCUUGACUUAUUAGACAGUGAUAAUGUUGAAAAAAUUUUCAAUGAAUCUAUUGUACGGUCAAGAUCUAGAUCAGUUUCUCCAGAUGAUAAAGUAAAUGAUGAAGAAAUAGAAAGCAAAUUAUCCAAUAUCAAUGAUGAGUGUAAUAUUGAUGAUGACAAUGAUCAUGUUAAGGAUGAUGAUGAUGAUGAUGAUGAUGAUGAUGACGAUGAUGAAGAUGAUAAUGAUGUCGGAGAUGACUUACCAGAAAAAUUAAGAACUAAUGAAAAGCCAGCAGAAAAAGCGUCGGACAAUUUGCCGCUGCACGUGUUUCUAAGCAGAAAAGUCCAGGAAUCAAAGAAACGUAAAGAAGAGCAGUUAAAGAGAUUAAAAAAGCAAGAAGAGGAAGAAGAGGAGAAUGAGGAGAAUGAGCGUGGGGGCUUGCCGAUCAAUAUGGAAUUCCAAUCAACGCGGAGACAAAGAAAGUGUGCUAUUGGUAAACAAGGUUUGUUGGCUGAAAUAAGUAGCUCUGACGAAGAAUACUAUUUCAAGGAGGCGGGGAAGCGCGGUACCGGUGAUAAAAUAGAUAACACCGGGUGUGAUAAAUCCAGGCGACAGAAGCGCGAGUCCAAGGAGAAGAAAAAGGAGCGGUACAUUGAGAAGAAACAUGAGCAGAUGAUUGCCAAAGAACAGAAAGCUAUUGAGGAGGAAAUUUUACGUGAGCUUGAAUUAAAACGAGACGCUAAUAAUAAGGAGGUGGAUAUUGAUAAUGGUAAUGGUGAUGUCGAUGUUGACGCUAGUGGCAAUAAUGGUAAGGACAGCGGGAAGAAAAACUCAGCUAAGGAGGUUGUUAGUGAGAGUGAGAGUACCAAGAAAAAGCAUCGGACGAGCAAAAAGAAUUCUGGUGAUUUAAAAGUUAGUAAAGAUAAAUUCAAUAGUGAUACAGAAAAUAAAUGUGAGAAGACGAUUGAUAAGAAAAGUAAGAGUAAUUUUAGUGCUGGUAAAAAAGAAUCGAUUAGUAAAACUUCUAAUUCAAAUUCAAAUUCAUCUUCCAUUAAUGUAAAUAGUAAUAACGUUAAUAAUAGUAAUAUUAAUGUUAAUAAUGGCAGAAAAUCAGCCGUUAGAACAAGCAAAAAAUCAGGUAAUAAGAAAACUACUAAAACUCACGACUCUUCGCGGACCAACGGCAGUGGAACCGACGACGAAGAACUGAGAACAACCAAGUCCUGGAACAAAGUUGAGGAAGGGGUAGGUGUCGCUAUUGGUAGAAGAAAAAGGGCUGCUGCAAAUCAAUUGUACUACUGGUCCAGCUCCAGCGACGAUGAUGAAGAGUUUAUCCAGCCCUCGAAAACCGUCGAGGAAGAAGACGACCGGCAGGAACAGCACGGUUGGAUCGUGGGAGAUUCUCACAAGAAAAUGAUAACUAUGCUGGCUAUGGAGAAGAAGCUUAAAGAAAAACGACGCAGGAGCGAGGACGACUGCAAUGGAAAAAACAAAACUAAAAAGCACAGAAACAGCACGUCUUGA
Cotesia congregata is the source of this 14493-nucleotide messenger RNA. Lineage: Eukaryota; Metazoa; Arthropoda; Insecta; Hymenoptera; Braconidae. The record is from the annotation of a GenBank genome assembly.